Molecule: messenger RNA, 4215 nt
Organism: Microthlaspi erraticum
Lineage: Eukaryota; Viridiplantae; Streptophyta; Magnoliopsida; Brassicales; Brassicaceae
Source: the annotation of a GenBank genome assembly
AUGAGCAGGAGAGCGAGGAAACUGACGGUGAAUGAUAUUCCUGAAGAGAGGAAUACAAAUCCAUACUUCAGUUACUCUAAGUUAAAUAGAGCGAUUAGCAACGGUGACUUGAAGUACGUGACCAGUCAUUUGAACCAAAAUACAGUCAAUGAACUCAUAGGGGAGAAUGAAACCCCUCUCCUCGUUGCUCUCAGCUGUGGGAAUAGAGCGAUGGUGGAGACGGUCUUAAACCUUCUGAGCAAUAACGUUAAGGAUCUUCGUCAAAUUCAUUUCCGAGGCGGCUGGACACCUCUUGGUGUCGUAAUCGGCAACGACCAAUUGGGUAUUGCAGAAGCAUUGGUGGAGAAGUACCCGGAUCUCCCAAACAUCCCCGUUUCCGACGACGGCACCCUACCGGUUACUGCAGCGGCGCAGCUGUCGAGAAAAGAAAUCGCUCGAUUUCUUUACAAGAAGACAUCUGCCCAGUCUUUGCAAGAUUCCGACUCCUAUCAAGCCUCGAAGCUUCUCGGGCAUGCCAUUGAGCACGGAAUGAUCGAUAUCGCCUUGGCGAUGCUCAGUGACACUAAGCAUUACUCUCUAGUCGUUGACAAGAACAAGUUGAAAACGGGGCCAAUGGCGGUGCUAGCCUCACGCUCCGAUCUAUUACAGAUUCCCCAAAAUCUGGGAUAUUUUAGGGCGUUUGUCUACUCGUGCAUACAACUGGACUUCUCCGUUUCACCUAAUGUUGGUUAUAAAGGCAUAGAACUGGACUUCACAAAUCGAAGGACCGACCAAGACGUAUCUAAGCUCCUACCCUUUCCCCCAUCCGUUUGCAAAAAACUCCUAGAAUUCAUCCCGAGCUAUCUUUCCAAGGAAUUGUAUUUGCUAAAAUACACGAACUGGGAAGCUCGGGAGCUUCUCCAGAGCAUGACGGAGCAGCUGGUGGCGAAGGGGAGAGAAGACCUAAUCAAGAACGGCAUUGGCGAAGCCAUCUAUGAAGCCGUCAGGAGCGAGAACCGAGUUUUCCUGGAGAAGGUUUUGAAGUGGAAUCCAACGCUUCUGUGGAACUGCGAUAACGUCUUGAAGGAGAAUCUGCUCGGACUGGCUGUGGUCUUCGAGAAGGCAGAGAUAUUCAAUCUCUUCUACGGGCUAGACUGCAGGCGAGAGCUCCUGCUCAUCAGGCGACCGCACAACGAAGAAGAAGAAGAAGAAGAAGACACCAUCCUCGAUAUCGUGGCUCGGCGUCCGACUGAGUGCAUCUAUCACAUGGCCACUCCUCUGCAGCUCCAGCAGAAGCUGCAGUGGUUCAAGGAAGUUGAGGCUCUUGUCCCGGAGUCAAAGAGAAGAAGACCGUGGAAGAAGUUCCAAGAAAAUUACGAACCCAUGCGAAAGGAAGCGGAAACAUGGAUGAAAGGAGUGGCCAGCUCCUGCAGCGUCGUCGCAAUUCUCAUAGCCACUAUAACUUUCCAGGCCGUUUUCACCGUUCCGGGGGGUAUGAAGUCGGAGUUAGGUGAGCCGCUCAAACUCACGGACCCUUCCUUCCUGACUUUUGUGAUCAGCGAUGUCUUGGCAUUCUUCUGCUCGUGCACCGCCACCUUCGCAUUCCUUGGAAUUCUCACGGAGAGGCAUUUGAUUGAAGAUUUCAUGAGGAGGCUUCCCAAGAUGAUGAUCAUCGGAAAACUGGCCCUGUUCUUCUCCGUGGUGCUGAUGAUCGUGGCCUACUGCACCGCCGUCUUCACGGGUAUACACUGUGCAGUUUGGGUCAUUGCCUGUACAGUGGCUGUGGCCUGUGUUCCCGUUGGCGUCUUCCUCAGAUUGCACUCCCUACAUCUCAGAGACAUGAUCAUUUCGACGUUUGUAAUCACUAUAAUCUCCUGCGCCGACCAAGUCGAGGCCUUUCCGAUUCAACAAUCCACAGCUCUCAAGUCUCAAAUCCCCAACCUCAAGCAAAGCCAAAGCUUCCUAUCACGAUCGCACACCAUUGAAGCCGAGCGGGAAUUCAAAAUCGACGGGGUCAGUUGUUCAACGGCAGAGUGGCGACUGGAGGUUUACGCCGGCCAUGGAAAUUCGAAGUCGCGGCGGCCGGAGGCGGAGCAUCUUCGGUUUUGCGUGAGAUUAGAGUGGAGGAAUCUAAUUCGUCUGCCUGGUGACACGUGUCAAAUCGUCGAAGAUAUCUCUCUGGUGUUGUUGCUGUGCCUCAGCCUAACUCACCUAAUUGCCCCUGUGACGAAGAUGAGCAAAGUUCCGGUAAGAAUCGUAGGGAUUCUUCUGUGGCUAUGUGUGUGGGUUUGUAACGGAGAAGGAGAGUAUGUGCUGUACAAGGAUCCGAAACAGAAGGUGUCAGAUCGAGUUAUGGAUUUGUUCGGUAGAAUGACUCUGGAAGAGAAGAUUGGUCAGAUGGUUCAGAUUGAUAGAAGUGUUGCCAGUGUUAACAUAAUGAGAGAUUACUUCAUCGGCAGUGUAUUGAGUGGUGGUGGGAGUGCUCCACUUCCUGAGGCAACUGCUCAGAAUUGGGUUGAUAUGAUAAAUGAGUAUCAGAAGGGAGCUCUAGUGAGUCGUUUGGGCAUUCCUAUGAUAUAUGGUAUUGAUGCCGUUCACGGGCAUAACAAUGUCUAUAACGCUACUAUCUUCCCUCACAAUGUUGGUCUUGGAGCCACCAGGGAUCCUGAUCUGGUUAAGAGGAUUGGAGCAGCAACUGCAGUCGAAGUCAGAGCCACUGGAAUUCCAUACACGUUUGCUCCUUGCAUUGCAGUUUGUAGAGACCCCAGAUGGGGUAGGUGUUAUGAGAGCUACAGCGAGGAUCACAAAGUCGUGGAAGACAUGACGGAUGUCAUACUUGGUUUACAAGGAGAGCCUCCUGCCAACCAUAAGCAUGGAGUUCCAUUCGUUGGUGGCAAGGACAAAGUGGCAGCAUGUGCCAAGCAUUUCGUGGGAGAUGGUGGGACAACUAGAGGAAUUAACGAGAACAACACGGUGGCUGAUUUACACGGUCUUCUCAGCGUUCACAUGCCUGCUUAUGCUGAUGCAAUUUACAAGGGUGUUUCCACAGUGAUGGUUUCGUAUUCGAGCUGGAAUGGCGAGAAGAUGCAUGCAAAUACUGAGCUCAUUACAGGGUAUCUCAAGGGUACCCUGAAGUUCAAGGGUUUUGUUAUUUCGGAUUGGCAAGGCGUUGAUAAGAUUUCCUCACCACCGCAUUCGCACUACACAGCUUCCGUCCGAGCUGCAAUUCAAGCUGGCAUUGAUAUGGUCAUGGUCCCCUUCAACUUCACCGAGUUUGUCAAUGAUCUUACGUCCUUGGUGAAGAGCAAAGUAAUGCCUAUCUCCCGGAUUGAUGAUGCCGUCAAGAGAAUCCUGCUUGUCAAGUUCACCAUGGGUCUUUUUGAGAACCCUUUGGCUGAUUACAGCUUUUCCAAUGAAUUAGGAAGCCAGGCACACAGAGACUUGGCAAGGGAGGCUGUUAGGAAAUCUCUUGUGCUGCUGAAAAACGGGAACAAAACCAAUCCUAUGCUCCCUCUUCCCAGGAAGACCUCAAAGAUCUUAGUCGCUGGCACUCAUGCUGAUAAUUUAGGUUAUCAGUGUGGUGGUUGGACCAUAACUUGGCAAGGAUUCAGUGGUAACAAGAACACAAGAGGGACUACGAUUCUUGGCGCUGUAAAAUCAGCUGUUGAUCAGAGCACUGAAGUUGUCUUCCGUGAAAAUCCAGAUGCGGAAUUCAUCAAAUCGAACAACUUUGCAUAUGCAAUCAUUGCUGUUGGCGAACCUACAUAUGCAGAGACAGCUGGAGACAACGACAAGCUAACCAUGUUGGAUCCAGGUCCAGCCAUUGUUAGCUCCACUUGUCAGGCUGUCAAAUGUGUGGUUGUGGUUAUUUCAGGGAGACCACUUGUGAUGGAACCAUACAUUGCCUCUAUCGAGGCAUUGGUUGCAGCGUGGCUACCAGGAACAGAAGGCCAAGGUAUCACUGAUGCUCUCUUUGGGGACCAUGGCUUCACUGGAAAACUUCCUGUUACAUGGUUCAAGAACACAGAGCAGCUGCCUAUGAGCUAUGGAGAUGCACAUUAUGAUCCGCUCUUUGCUUACGAUUAUGGUCUUGAAACUGAGUCUGUUGCGAGCAUUGUUGCUAGGUCAACCUCAGCUGCUGCUGCCGGCACAAAGCCUUGCUUAAUCACAGUCCUUAUUUCUGCUACAUUUUGUCUGUUUCUCUUUCCAAGCUUAAACCAAGUUUUGAGAAGAUGA